Molecule: messenger RNA, 693 nt
Organism: Emiliania huxleyi CCMP1516
Lineage: Eukaryota; Haptophyta; Isochrysidales; Noelaerhabdaceae
Exons: 2
Coding region: 1-693 (230 amino acids)
Molecular function (GO): 2 iron, 2 sulfur cluster binding
Source: RefSeq, a predicted model, not a curated record
AUGGGGUUCACGCUGACCGUCUUCGCGAUCGGCCUUGCGCUGCGCAGCCAUCUGACAGCGCGCCAUGCAGGUUUCAGCCUCACGCAGCGCGCUCCUGCAGCAGCCUUGGUCUCGACAGCCUCGGCCGCUGCCUCCGUUCCCGCUCUCGCCACCGCUGCCGCGUCCCGGACUGCCACUAUCAGCCCGCAGCAGAGGUCGCUCGAGGAGCGGUUCGGCGCCUUCCCGCGCACCUGGGUGCCGAUCGCGUCCACCUUUGAGCUCGAGCCCGAUCGGCCGACGCCAGUAAAAUUUCUCUCGCAGGAUUACGUCGCGUUCCGCGACAACAGAGGCGAGUGGCGCGUGAUGGACGACGCGUGCCCGCACCGCCUCGCGCCGCUGAGCGAGGGCCGCAUCGACCGCGAGAGCGACCGCAUCGAGUGCGCAUACCACGGCUGGUCCUUCGAGCCGUCCGGGGCGUGCGCGCGCAUCCCUCAGGCCAGCGAGUCGGUCGCCGCGGGCGCAGUGCCGUCGAGGCGCGCAUGCGUCGCCUCGUACCCCACGCGCGAGCACAAGAGCGUCCUCUGGGUGUGGCCGUGGGAGGAGGACUGCCUCACCGUCGCCGGCGACCUCCGCGCCCAGCCCGAGGGGUUUCUGCGCGGCGUUGCGCACGACGCCUCCACGGAAAGCGCGACGAUGCCAUCGCGAUCAACAUGA